Messenger RNA from Coregonus sp. 'balchen', 2005 nucleotides. Lineage: Eukaryota; Metazoa; Chordata; Actinopteri; Salmoniformes; Salmonidae. The record is from the annotation of a GenBank genome assembly.
AUUUAUCGAAGUAUGGGGACCGUGCGUUUCACCAUCGCUAUUCUACUAACUCUCAUCCAUCAAACAGGUAAGAGCAUUUAAAGACAUUUUUAUAGUAAUAUUGAUUAGACAUACAGUAUGUGUCUAUAAUCUGAUCAGUAGGCACAGUAAGUAACAGGCAGUAUCAUUUGUACUGAUUACUCUGCUUAUAACCAGUCCAACCAGUGGGUGACCCUGGAACUCAGAUGAAGUCACAGUGGGUGACAUAGUAUGUAAUUAACUGUAGGUAUCAUUUUUUAAAACAAUACUGUAGUUUUAAAAAUAUGUUUUGUAACAACAAUUAAUGAGUAAUACAAACAUUUUGGGUUGUGAUAGUAUAAUGUACUAUUGUAAGACAAAGUUCAGUGUCACAUGAAAGUCAGUGACAGGAAACUACCCCACAACGCCUUUUGAAGCAUGGAACAACUUCUCACACCCGGAAAUGCAUAGCGCAACUCGUUUUUAGACAUGUCUGUCAGUCGACCACAAAUACUGUAUGUGGGCUGAAAAAUGCCCACUCUCUGAGCACCCAAGUUAUCUAUUCUUUUAGGCAGAUUAGGUUAUACUUCCUGGAGUUAUCCUUCAUCAAGUUGCUUUUACUGAAUGGUUUCUGAAACUGAAGUGUGUAUCAUAUCCUAGUUAUUUAUUGUCAAAGUAUGAUGAUCUAAAAGCUGCUGACCUUUUGAUGGGUUAAUCUUGAAACCAUUUAACAAAUAGGGUGUAUAGAGAAAUUCCAGCCCAAACUACAAAGCAUGCAAACAGUAUAUUUAGGCAAAUCGGGUCAUUACGAUGUGUCAGCCAGUUUGGCUAUUUGCAAAAACAAUCAAUUUGCACACAUUCCUUUAGGAGGUUGCGUUGCUAAAUUCAUAUAUCCUACUGCUCUAUUUGUCACAUUGUUUGCUAGACUAUUUCAUCUUUUUUUACAUGAAGUAUUCUGUGUGUUUAUUUCACAGAGUCCAGCUCUGUGUUUGUGCUGAAGGGACAGGAUGUUCGUCUGGAUGUCCUGGGAAAUGUUCAACUGAAAAAGGAUACUGAUUUGCUAUUUUGGAAGUUUAACACAUUAGUCAAUGUUGUAAAGUAUCCCCCAAAAGUAACCUUUGAAAGGUUCAAAGGUAGGGUUGAAUUUAGUGAGGGAAACUUCUCUCUGCUAUUGAAGAACCUUCAGGAAGGAGACAGUGGACCGUAUGAAGCAGUAGUGUCUGGUAACGAAAACACCAACGCUGCUACAUACAUGUUGGUAGUUCAAGGUAUGGUUGACAGUUUUUCUAUUUUAUUAUACAGUGACACAGUUACAGUAUCAAUCAAUAGAGCUAAACAUGGUGUUUUUAGGUUAAAGGCAAAUUCUUUAGAUGCAUUGGUACUCUAGCUCAUGUACUCAGGUUAAUAUACGAACGAUAAUGGGUUUCUAUGUGUUUUCAGAGAGAGUUGAGCCUCCAGUACUGACAGUGGACCCUGUCUCCACCAAGAGUGACCCCUGUAAUGCGACUGUGACCUGCAGAGGCCAGAACACCUCUGUCACCUCCAGCUGUAACAACAGCACCUGCUCUCAGCUGGGAGGAGAGAGUAGAGGGGCUGAGACCUCCACUGUCCCCCUGCUCUCUGUCUAUGUGGCAGGGGGUUCCAUCAUCUGUAACCACAGCAACCAAGUCAGCUGGGCCAACGACACCAAGGAGAUUAAAACGUUUUGUGUACCUAAAUUUGGUAAAAGAGAUGCACGCACACCGUACCCGCACACAUACACACACACACACACACACACACACACACACACACACACACAGACACACACAGACACACACACUAGACUAGAUAUUAUAUGAUACAGUAUGUUGACGUUGAGAUUUUGAUGUCACUGUAUUUCCAAAACCAGAGCGGGACAGAGCGGACCACAACUACGCUGUCAUCCACGUCAUCAUCAUCUUUGUUGCAUGUGCCCUGAUUGGUUGGUGAAAGCUAAAUAACGGUAAGCUCACUGUUCUUGUUGCAG